GAGCGCGCGGGCGCUUUACGACAGGCCCUUCCUCGGCUUACGGCAGGGCUUCCGAGGGGUAGGGGCGCUCGGCCGCUCCGAGGGCGGGCCGGGGGUGGUUUCCCGCGACUUGGUUUUCUACCCGGGCGUGUGAAGGAGCGCGGCAGGCAUGGCUGGUACUAUGAUAGUAGUUGGCCUGACAAUAGCUGCUGCUGGUUACGCAGGCCGUUACGCCCUGCAAGUAAUGAAGCAAAUGGAACCCCAAGUAAAGCAAGCUCUGCAAGCGCUGCCAAAAUCAGCCUUCAGUGGCUAUUACAGAGGAGGAUUCGAAAGCAAAAUGACCAAGCGGGAAGCUGCUUUAAUAUUAGGAGUGAGUCCCACAGCUAACAAAGGAAAGAUCAGAGAAGCUCACAGAAGAAUCAUGCUUUUGAAUCAUCCUGAUAAAGGUGGGUCUCCUUAUGUUGCAGCCAAAAUUAAUGAAGCUAAGGACUUACUGGAAGGUCAAGCUAAGAAAUGAAAACUCAUCACUGGCUUAACAAUUAGAAUAUAUUUUCAAAAUAGCCCAAAGAAAAUUGACAAAUGAAGCUGUGAUAUAUGCCCAAAGGAAAUUCUUGUUUUGAUGUAGGGCAAAUCCUUCUCUGUGGUUAUUUUCAGAAUUUAAUGUUAACCACAACUUCUGAUGCAGGAGAUGUGCAGGCUUUGUGCAGAACCAAUUAAUCAGAUAGUAAUAUCUGAAAUUCACACUGCUGUUGUUUUAGAUUAUAAAAUUAGGGUAAAUGCCAACAUCCAAGACUGCUGAGAACAUCUGUGAGGCUUAAUAUUUUGAAAUAAUUUAUUUCUCAACUGAGAACAGUUGUAUUAUUUUAUCAUAGAAUUAUGGUCUGGUAUUCAAAAAUGAUUUCAGCUUUUUUAUUACCAUGGUUUCUGAGCAAUAAAAUUCUUACAGUAUUUCUUUA
Candoia aspera is the source of this 935-nucleotide messenger RNA. RefSeq names its product DnaJ heat shock protein family (Hsp40) member C19 (gene DNAJC19). Gene Ontology annotation, cellular component: PAM complex, Tim23 associated import motor. Lineage: Eukaryota; Metazoa; Chordata; Lepidosauria; Squamata; Candoiidae. Gene Ontology annotation, molecular function: ATPase activator activity. The transcript has 6 exons. Gene Ontology annotation, biological process: protein import into mitochondrial matrix. Bases 149 to 496 code for a protein of 115 amino acids. The record is from RefSeq and is a predicted model, not a curated record.